AUGGCCAUCUUGAGAAUGGAGUGGUGGAAUCAAACAGCAGCUUUGCUAGUGUUUAUGCUUUCAUAUAUUUUGCAUCCUCAAUUGGAGAUUAUUGCACUGGCCACUUCAUCUGAUCAUGAUUUUAGUUACAUGAAAUCAGUAUACAAUGCAACUGUUCUACCAUUAGAAGAUGUAUACGACUACAUGAUCGUAGGUGAGAGAACAGCAGGGUGUCCAUCGACUGCAACUUUAUCAGAAAAAUACUCUGUUCUUGUCCUUGAAAGUGGCAGUGCUCCUGUUUCAUACCCCUGUUUCUUGCUGGAAGACGAUGGAAAGACACCUUUUCAAAGGUCCAUUUCAGAAAAUGGAGUUCCAAAUGCAAGAGGAAGGAUCCUGGGUGGCAGUAGCAUGAUCAAUGUGGGAUUCUUCUCCAGAGCCGAUGACUAG
Messenger RNA from Ziziphus jujuba (common jujube), 426 nucleotides. Its product is annotated as (R)-mandelonitrile lyase 1. The record is from RefSeq and is a predicted model, not a curated record. The transcript has 3 exons. The coding region runs from base 1 to 426 and encodes 141 amino acids. Lineage: Eukaryota; Viridiplantae; Streptophyta; Magnoliopsida; Rosales; Rhamnaceae.